GAUAGACGUCAUGUUCGAUCUGAAAGGGACGACGGAGGACCGCUGGGUGGAGCCCGGUCCCGGCCGAUGCCUCAAGGAUAACAACUUCGCUGGCACCACCAUCUUUCUCGAGGACGGGGUGGCGAAGACCUUCGCCGCAUCUAUCAACUCGGACACUCGAUUCCUGGAAAAGAGGAACAUCAUGGACUACUCGCUCAUGUUGGGAAUUGUCCGAGCAGAGGCGCAGGGGAUGUUGGUUGAGGGCGUCGCCCAUUGCUAUGUAUUUCUUGGUAUUGUGGACAUGCUGGUCACUUACCGGCUGCAGAAAAUCGCAGCGCAUGCGAUCUGA
Prorocentrum cordatum is the source of this 328-nucleotide messenger RNA. The record is from the annotation of a GenBank genome assembly. Lineage: Eukaryota; Dinophyceae; Prorocentrales; Prorocentraceae.